UAUCCAAUGAAAACCGAACCGUUUUGUUGUUAUCCAACUUGUCUUCGUUGUCUCUCUCUCUCUCUCUUCCAGACUUUCUUGAAUCUCUCCUCUCACCUCACACGCCAAUUUCAUUUUCAUGCAUCGCUAUUUCCCCUUAUCUUCUUCUUCUUAUCUCCUAACUAAAUUAUCUGUCUCCAUUCAUGUUAUGGUCAACAAACAACAGAAUCUGAAUCCUCUUUCCCCAUUUCCGGAUCACAAUAACAAACCCUAGAUUUCUAUCUAUAGUCCUUGAUCUUUUCCCUUAAAAGCUGUGAUUUUUGCAAUUGGAUUUUUUCAGAUUCGAUCGAUUAAUUCUGUUGUUGAAUGGACCUUCUUCGAUUGAGCGAAAAGGGUAUCUUUUUAUCUCAGAGAAGAAGGAAAUGGCUGAUUUUUAUGGCGAUUUCUGGUGUUUCUGGCUUUGGAGCUUACAAGGUUUAUCAUUUACCAUCUGUCGCCAGAAAAAGGAAGCGUCUUUUUAAGCUUUUCGGAGCCAUUGUCUCUGUAGCUGAAUUGAUCUCUGAUUCAGCUGAGACCUUAAGUAUCGUGUCACGAGACUUGAAGGGCUUUCUCAAAUCAGAUUCAGAUGAAAUCCCUAACAGCUUGAAGCAGAUCGCGAAGAUCACAACGUCGAAUGAGUUUACGGAUUCGCUUUCUAGGGUUUCUCAGGCUGUGACGAUUGGUGCCUUUCGUGGGUACAAAUCCGAAUCGUCUAGUAACAACGUUGGUGAUUCAGGAAUUGAGAAGAAAUCGGAAUCGAGUGUUCUUGAUAAGGUUUUCUCAGAGGCUGGGACUGGGUUUGUUUCUGUUGUUGUUGGUAGCUUUGCUAAGAAUCUUGUUCUUGGGUUUUACUCUGGUAAGCUCGAGAGUGGUGUGAAAUGUGAGGGUUCUGAUUCUUCAGAGACACCUAAAUGGGUGAAUUUGCUUUGUGAUGAUAAGUGUAGAGAGCUUUUAGCUGUUUGUAUUGAGAGAUUCACUAGCACUGCGAUUGGUGUGUAUCUUGACAAGACGAUGGAUAUCAAUACUUAUGAUCAAAUCUUUGAAGGCUUGACGAAUCCGAAACAUCAGGAUAGUGUCAAAGACGUUCUUGUUUCGGUUUGUAACGGUGCUCUUCAGACUAUUGUUAGGACAUCUCACGAAGUGUUUACAUCUUCAAGGUCUAAGAAUGUGAUAGAAGAGAUCGAAGAUGACGAUUUCAAGAGUAAUUGUUCCGCGAGAAGCAAGAUGGUUUCGGAAUCAGGAGAUGGGAUCAAAAGUAAUGGGUGGACUGAGGCUAUCACAACUACAUUGGCAGUUCCGAGCAAUCGGAGGUUUAUGUUUGAUGUAACAGGAAGAGUAACACUAGAAACGACAAGAUCAAUCAUCGCAUUUAUAAUGUUGAAGACGUUUCAAGGGUUCAGAAAAAGUAUCAAUGUGGUUCAUGAAGAGGUUACAGACAUAGGACGCCAAGCAGUUGAAUAUGUUGGAGCCAAAUCUUCUGUUAUAGUCACUGUGUGCCUCGCGUUGUACUUGCAUAUCAUAAGCGGCUGUGUUCGGAAUUCUCCCAUAGGCGUAAGCCAGCAUUUUUAGUUCUUCAGAUGAAGAACGGAUCGAUUUGGUUUGGAUAUAGGAUAUUAUUUGUUAGGUACACAAGAUUUAUCAGCUCUUUGUUUAUAGUGGAGCUGAUGAUAUUGUAAAGACUGUGUGCGUGUAUUAGCACAACUUGAUUCUUAUUGAUGGAUCAUAUAUAUACAUAUUGAAAAGGUUCUUGGGACAUUGAUGUUUGAGA
Molecule: messenger RNA, 1786 nt
Organism: Arabidopsis lyrata subsp. lyrata
Lineage: Eukaryota; Viridiplantae; Streptophyta; Magnoliopsida; Brassicales; Brassicaceae
Product: protein PHLOEM PROTEIN 2-LIKE A10
Exons: 1
Coding region: 346-1587 (413 amino acids)
Source: RefSeq, a predicted model, not a curated record